UUCGAGUAAGACUUGAUUUUGCGCCAGUUUCGUUGCUGUGGAAGGAGCAGGAGUGAGAGAUGUAUGCCUCAGUACAGAAGAAUGAGCGCUUCUCUCAUUGACUGUGUGGAUGGAAGUGAUGAUUAUGUAGUGCAGCAGGAGAAUGAACUGGAAGCGUUGGCAUCUAUAUUCGGGGAUGAUUUUCAGGAUAUCCGGACUAAACAUCCGUGGAAGAUUAAACAACCUCCAGAGGUGCACCUGUACCUGCGUCCCAAAGGCCUGAGUCAUGGCCAAGAGUGUUACGUAACCGUCGAGUUGGAGGUUAAAUGUCCACCAACGUAUCCAGAUUUGCCUCCAGAUCUUGAACUGAAAAACGCUAAAGGUCUCUCCAACGACAAUCUUCAGAACCUCCAAGCUGAGCUGGCCAAACUAGCCCAGGAAAGAUGUGGUGAGGUGAUGAUUUACGAGCUGGCGGACUUAGUGCAAACCUUCCUGACUGAACACAAUGUUCCUCCUCCUCGCUCCUUUCAUGAGGAGAUGCUGAAGAACCAGCAGAGGCAAAAAGAGCGUUUGGCGCUCGAGGAGCAGGAGAGAAUUGACCAGCGUCACAGACAGGAAGAGCAGAUGCAAAAUGAAAUUCUUGCUGAAAUUCAGAGACGAGAAGAUGAGAGGCGAGAGGAAAAGAAGAAAAAAGAAAUAGCCAAGCUGGAGCGUUUGGAGAGUGUGGUGCAGCCCUCAGCAGAGAGCCCGACUUCAUCGUGCAUGGCCAGUUCCCCUGUAUCUUCCAGAGAAAACUUUGAGAACAAGAAAGGACCGUCAAACAGGCGGCGUACCACUUCUAGCAGCAGACACAGACGAGACACUUUCAGUGAAGAUAAUCCAAUCCUUCAUGAAGUCCUACACUUCAGCAACAGUGCCAUGGGAGAGCUCUUUGUUCACAGAGGGAAAUGUAUAGGUGAGAGUGAAAGGCUGGGUCGGAGCGUGUAUAACGGUCUCAAUGCCACCUCUGGAGAGUUUGUUGUUGUAUAUGAGUGGAUCCUGUGUUGGAACAAAAAGAUCGGAAAGUUCUUCACCACCCAGGAGAAAGAGAAGAUAGACAAAUGUAAAAAACAGAUCCAUGGAGCUGAGAGUGAGCUGAACUCACUGUUAAAGCUGGACCACCCCAACCUGGUGCACUAUCAGGCACUGAGCUGCACUGAGCGUGAUGACUGCCUGGUUGUGGACCUCCUGGCUGAGCAUGUUCCCGGUGGCAGCCUGGCACAGAGCCUCUCCUCAGGCAAACCGGUACCCACCGAUCAGCUACGGCUCUAUGCAGCCCAGCUGCUCUCUGCCCUCAACUACCUCCAUGCCAACUCGGUGGUACACAAGCAGCUAGUGGCCUCGUCUGUGCUAGUAGAUGCCCAGGGCAAUGUAAGGCUGGUCGACUACAGCCUGGCUAAACGGUUAACCGACGUGUGCAAGGAGGACGUCUUCGAACAGCCACACGUGCGCUUUAGCGAGGACGUGAUGCCCGCACACACCGGCAAAAAAGGAGAUGUUUGGAGUCUCGGGCUGCUUCUCCUGGCAUUCUCUCAGGGACGGGAGGUGAAGGAAUACCCUGUUACUGUUCCCUCCAGCCUUCCUGCGGAUGUUCAGGACUUCCUUAAGAAGUGUUUAUGUCUUAACGAUGCUGACCGCUGGAACACUCAGCAGCUUCUGGAGCACUCCUUUCUACACCCGCCUUCACCAAAGAGCUUUCCUCCAAGCCAGGAGCCUAGUCCAGAUGACAUGGAUGUGGAUUUUGCAACAACGGUUAUUCCACGGAACCCCCUUCUUAGUGUCCCAUUCAGUUCACUGGGCCAAAACCAAUUCUCCCGUUACUUCAAUGAGUUUGAGGAGCUUCAGCUGCUGGGGAAAGGUGCUUUCGGAGCAGUUAUAAAGGUCCAAAACAAGCUGGACGGCUGCUACUACGCCGUCAAACGGAUCCAGGUGAACCCGGCCAGCAGACAGUUCCGCCGUAUCAAGGGUGAGGUGACCCUCCUCUCGCGCCUCAACCACGAGAACAUCGUGCGCUAUUACAAUGCCUGGAUCGAGCGACACGAGGCGCCCUCUACCGGGGUGCUGAGCAGUGACAGCUCAGAACCACAAAACAGCCCAGAGCGGUCUUUGCGAGCCGUCGCCCUGCCCCGCCGCAACGAGUUCGGCCUUCUCGACAACGUCGAAGACGAUGCCCCGCCGCCGGCGAUGGCUAGCUCUGUAGAGUGGAGCACCUCUCUGGAAAUGUCGUCAAGUGCCAAGUGCAAUGCUGCUGACUCCAGUGAUGAGGAUGAUGACGACGACGACGAAGCAGAUGUGUUCUGUCCAUCUUUCCUUCCCUCCAACAGCGACUCAGAAAGUGACAUCAUCUUUGACAACGGUGAAACCAGCGGAGACAGUGUUAUGCAGGAAAAAUCAAAUAAAAGAACAGGAGUGGAUACUACAGAGAGCGCGGACUCAGAAAAGCCUCCCCUUACUGCUUAUUAUUUGUAUAUACAGAUGGAAUACUGUGAAAAAAGCACUCUUAGGGACACGAUCGAUCAAGGCCUUUACCAGGACUGCAGCCGUUUGUGGAGACUCUUCAGAGAGAUUCUGGAUGGCAUUGCGUACAUUCAUGAACAGGGAAUGAUCCACAGAGACUUGAAGCCUGUCAACAUCUUCCUGGACUCUCUGGACCGUGUGAAGAUAGGAGACUUUGGCUUGGCUACUGACCACCCAGCUAAUGUGGCUUCAGGCAAACUGGAGGUGGAGGACAACAGCUCAGCUCAGGUGCUAAAAUCUGAUCCAACAGGCAACUUGACUGGAAUGGUUGGCACUGCAUUGUAUGUCAGCCCAGAAGUCCAAGGGAACACCAAAGCUACUUACAACCAGAAAGUGGAUUUGUUCAGUUUGGGGAUCAUCUUGUUUGAGAUGUCUUACAGACCAAUGACCACAGCAUCUGAACGUAUCUCUGUCCUCAGCCAGAUAAGAAAGGAGUCCAUCAUCUUCCCUGAUGAUUUUGGUGAACAUGACACUGAGACACAGAGGAAAGUGAUACACUGGCUCCUAAAUCACGACCCUGCUCUGCGACCCACCGCUGUGGAACUUUUAAAGAGCGACCUCCUCCCACCUCCUCAAAUGGAAGAGUCAGAGCUACAUGAGGUGUUGCAGCACACCAUGGCUAACGUCAUGGGCAAGGCCUACCGCACCAUGGUGAACCAGCUGUUCUCCCAGAGCAUCUCUCCAGUCAUGGACUACACCUACGACAUCGACAUUCACAAGGGCAGUUUUCAUUUCAACAGUGCAAAACUGCAGCAGUAUGUGUAUGAGACGAUCACCAGGGUCUUCAAAAAACAUGGUGCAGUUAAAUUGCAGACACCACUGCUCUUGCCCAGAAACAGAAAGCUGUAUGAAAGCUGUGAGCUGGCCUGCUUUAUGGACCAUAGCGGCAUGCUGGUCACCCUUCCCUAUGACCUGCGGGUGUCGUUCGCCAGAUUUGUGGCCAGAAAUAGCAUUACACACAUCAAAAGGUACAGCAUUGAGCGAGUGUUCAGGCCACGGAAGCUGGACCGCGCUCAUCCCAGAGAGCUGCUCGAAUGUGCUUUCGACAUUGUGGUGCCUGUGACGGCCAGCUUGCUUCCUGAUGCAGAGACCAUCUACACAAUCUCUGAGGUCAUCCAGGAGUUCAGUGCUCUCCAGGAAAGAAACUACACUCUGUACCUGAACCACACCAGCCUGCUACGAGCUAUUCUGCUGCACAGCGGCGUUCCAGAAGACAAACUCAACCAGGCGUCCGGCAUCCUGUGUGACUCCAUGAGUGAGAAACUGACGAAGCGGGAGGUGGAAGCCAAGUUCUGCAACUUGUCCCUGUCUAAUAACAGCUUGCAGAUGCUGUACAAGUUUAUAGAGCAGAAAGGAGAGCUGCAUGAACUCCUUCCCCUCAUCAACUCUCUGAGCAAACAGAAAACUGCAGCCGUUACUCAGCUGGUCAAGCAAGGCGUCAAAGAUCUGGAGGAGCUCACGAGCCUGCUCAAGAGACUAGGAGUUAAAAUACAGGUGGUGGUCAAUCUGGGUCUGGUGUACAAGGUACAACACCACUGUGGAGUCAUCUUUCAGUUUGUGGCCUUUAUUAAAAAACGAAAGCGCACAGUGCCUGAUAUAAUAGCAGCAGGAGGACGCUACGACCACAUGAUCCUCGAGUUUCGUGCACCAGCAGCCACUGCUCCUGUUCCCUCUGCUGUAGGGGCCAGCAUAGCUCUCGAUAAGAUCUGUACUGCUGUGGCAGCCAUGGAAGAACCACCUCCUGUUAGUACCUGUGACGUGCUGGUGGUCCCAGUAGGACACACCUCGAUGAGUAGGGCCGUUAACGUCACUCAGAAGAUCUGGACAGCCGGAGUGUCGGCUGAUUUGGUCUACGAUGCCUCACAGUCUCAGGAGGCUCUGCUGGAACACUGCAGGCUUGCAGGCAUUACGUUCAUGGCUCUCGUCUCGGACAAAGAGGGCAAUUAUGUAAAGGUGAAGACUUUUGAGAAGGACCGUCAGUCAGAGAAGCGGAUUCCAGAAUCGGAUUUACUUGAUCACAUAAUUCAAAGGUGUCGGACCAGACUCUCAGAUGAGAGAAGUCGAGAGAUAUCAGAGGGCGUGUCUCUCCAGAAUUCCAAGGGGUCCUUGCUGGUAAACUCAGCGUCGGCGGAACAGCACGGAUGCAGCUCCACGAUAAACAUGAACGUGAACUUGGUUACGCCAGACAAGCUUUCAGCCAGCGCUCGACGACGCUACGAGACACAGAUACAAACCAGAUUGCAGAAUCUUGCUAGCAAUUUGCAAAACAAGAGCAAUGACAUUGAGGUGCUGGCUGUUGACUUGCCCAGGGAAACUCUCAUCAACUUCCUGUCCCUGGAGUUUGAUGGAGAGGAGCAGUUCAACAUCAGCGUCAAACACCUGCUGUCCCAUCUCCCCAAACAGCGCUAUCUGAAGUCCAUCUGUGAGGAGAUCCACCGGUUUAAAAUGAUCAAAAGGGUUGCAGUUGUCGUCUUGUACAGUUACAGAGAUGACUACCACAAGAUUCUUCUCUAAUCCAGUCAUUCCCCUCAAUAUACAAUACAGAGCUGAAAUACUCAGUGACCACCUCUGAGGAGUGGUGUUAAAGAAUUAGACUUACUGUAAUGAAUGCAGAGAAAUGAAUGUUCAAGUGACAGAUGAAUCAUUAUUAUAUGGGUCCAGUAGUCGCUACAGCUUUGCAUUUUGGUAUCCCCCAGUUCCUACUGUAGUGAUCUCUUAUCAAGCUGAAUUUCCAAAGCAAAUAUACACAGUAAUUUCACAAGUGUUUACUUAACUAUGUAUUAUAAGUGUUACAAUAGAUACAUUAAAAUGUA
Messenger RNA from Trichomycterus rosablanca, 5348 nucleotides. It is a transcript of the gene eif2ak4, whose product is annotated as eukaryotic translation initiation factor 2 alpha kinase 4. Bases 64 to 5049 code for a protein of 1661 amino acids. Gene Ontology annotation, biological process: regulation of translational initiation by eIF2 alpha phosphorylation; DNA damage checkpoint signaling; negative regulation of cytoplasmic translational initiation in response to stress. Gene Ontology annotation, cellular component: nucleus; cytoplasm; cytosol. Gene Ontology annotation, molecular function: protein binding; eukaryotic translation initiation factor 2alpha kinase activity; ATP binding. Lineage: Eukaryota; Metazoa; Chordata; Actinopteri; Siluriformes; Trichomycteridae. The transcript is spliced from 39 exons. The record is from RefSeq and is a predicted model, not a curated record.